Hymenoscyphus albidus is the source of this 3420-nucleotide messenger RNA. The record is from the annotation of a GenBank genome assembly. Lineage: Eukaryota; Fungi; Ascomycota; Leotiomycetes; Helotiales; Helotiaceae.
AUGAAUCGCUAUACUCGCCGGGCUCUGGAAGACACUCCCUACUUCGAAGAGCCCUAUUACAACUCCUCAGCCUAUCUCCCCGAAGACCUCAUAUGUGAAGGCAGCGAUAACGAGCAAAGUGAGCAGGAAAUACGCGCGAAACGGAAGCGUUACGAAGAGCAUGCACGUCGAUACACCCGCGGGUUUAUGCCAACCCUGCAAUCUACGAGCCUGACGCAUUCAUUAGACAACUGGUCGAAUCCAUGGCGCAAGCAAUCGCACAUACGAGAAAGACCUGCGGCUCGAGUUGCCCAUUGCCAUACGCCCGAAUUGAAUGCGACCGACAACAGAGGGUGUGAACAAGAUGGGACGACUGAAGGAGGUGAGACAGGAGGACCGGACGACGAGACACGCUAUUCAAGCCUCCAAAACGAACAAAUUAGGUCCACUAUAAUACCGGCGUCCGAAGGUAGCCUAGCCUCUUCAUCAUGGGCUACCGAGCAAAACGACACCAUGAUGCUGCGACAGUCACAUACCCAGAACAUGGAUUCGAGACCAAAUGCGCAAAUCAGCAAUAACGAUACCUCACCACAUUCCGACGAUGAGCAGCACACUGGGCUACAAAGUAGGAAGAGGGGGGGUCUUGACGGUAAUCCGACAUGGCUUAAAGGCUCUUACCCUUCGAAACGUGCUCGUUGGGAGGGUCCAUCUUUGGCUACACCGACUCCAAAUUUGGCUGGAUUAAAUUCGAGGAUCCAACGACCUCGCCCGGCGGUUCGCCGUGAGCCAGGAGAUUGGGAUAGCACGCAACAUUUGUCUAGUCCAAACCCGUUUGCUAGCUUCCAAGAUAUUCCAAGAAAGGCAUUGCAAAACAAUAAUCAGGAAGGGCUCGUUCUACCUCCUGUGCAAACCCCUUUAUCUGGAAAUUAUCAAAUCAGUAAACAACCUCUAACUCUUCCAGGCUGGACUCCGGAUUUUCAGCCAUUGUAUUCGAAUACCAUGGUCAUACAUGACCAGGAAAUAACUUCAGAGCCUCCCACCCGAAUCGGACCCUCCCAAAGAUCUCGGCACGUCGAACGUCGAUAUACAGAGUCUCCUGUGGAAAGAGAAACGUUGUCCUAUGACCCAAUUCGUCUUUUUCCGCUAUACAAGACGCCUGGCUCGAUCGCCGGCAACAAAGACUUACAAUCAACUGGUCGCUAUACACUUCCAUUGUCAUCACCACUCACCGAUCCAAGGUCCCGCGCUGCGCAAACCACUUCUCGCGAAAAGGGCGACCUUGUCACUAAAGUCCCAGCUUUACUACAUUCUUCUGUGAAAAAACGUUGUGCGAGCCAGCCUGGGAUGGAAGAAGGAAACAGCUUUGUUACCGAGGUUGCAGCUGCAUCGCAAAAUUUGGAAGAAUUUCAAUAUCGAAAAAGACGGCCCAAGAAGGAGAAAUCAAGUCCUCUAAAGCUCCGCUCUAGUGAGCAUGAACACCAAGCAAUCUCAAUUGGUAGACAAUCUUUGAAGAUUUCUCAGCCGAUAAACAUUAGUGGUGGCGUUCCUGAAUUAAGUGAGGCGGCAUCGGAAAUUGGCGUGAUAGAACAAGGCGAGGGGAAGACUAACACCCACCAAGCCAUCCAUUUAGAGAUACAAGAAGCCGAAGUUGAAAAUUCGGUACACAAAGAACAUGGCGAAGAUGAAAAUGUUCUAGCAUCCGGCCCAAUCGCUCUUUGGUAUACUCAUUCUUCCCCCAAGAAAUCCUGUUCAAUACAAGAGGAGGAGAGGUCCUCGGAAAAUGAAGAAACAGAUGGUGAGGAUUCCUCGGACCAUGAGGAUGAGGUUGGCCAGUCGCUACAUAAUUUGCGAGACAUUCUUUCCCAGUCUAGCUCCCCUGUCAACGACCCACCUGAGGUUGUAGUUUCUAUUCCUGAAGAAGCUGUAGCCGAUAGCCAUAUCUCAGCCUCACCAAUUUUAUCGAGUCUAGUUCCAGUUUCGCAAUUACUGCCCAAUUCAGCACAUCAAAUUUCAAGGAAAUACUCCCCAGAAGGCGAUGAUAACGCCAAAGUGGAGACCUCAAGAUGUAUAUACGAUUUCAGUACGCAAUCCUUCAACACAACCCCCCAGCGGUCCGCAAUUCCUCAAUUAUCGCAAGGUUCCUCUGUAAGUUCUCGGGCUACUGAAAGCCACUCGCAAAAGAGAGGGAGAGACAGCGAAAGCGUUGAGCAGGCACCACUUGAGAGUCCGUUUGCUCCGCUGGAUGACGUUCUUGGGUCUGGUUCUUCGAAUCGCAUUGUACAAAGUGGUGAACCGGAUGUUAUACUUCGAUGUCGUUUGAGUACUUCUCCGCAUACUUCAGACCCAGCUUCAAGCCCAGUAAAUUCGGCACGGUCUCAGAUCAGUGGUUCUAUCAGUUCUAUAGGUCAGGAUGAUGUUGAGUAUGUUAGCGCCAGAGCUCCGCCUGAGGCGGUGGAUCUUGUGGUGGUCGACCAAAUACACUCAAAAACACCUGUGCAAGUUUCACAGGUUCUACAGCCCGAAGAACAAAGUCCAUGGGCAGUUGCAAGCAUUGUACCCCCUUAUUCAAAUGGUAUUCCUAGCGAGGUCAAGCAUACUCAAUCAAUCGAUCACGACUUGCAUGAUCGCGAGGCAAUGGACACUACGGACCACGCUCCCUUGGAGGAUACCUCCUGGCAGCACAUCGAGCGUCCACAAACACCCGAAAACGACGACUUGAGGCCAUUCAAUGAUUUGAUGACUCCGCCACCUCAAUUGUCAGCAAAAAGUCCCGAUGCGAGUGAGUAUGAGCCCCAGAAUACCCAGGAUUUGAUAGAAGCCGCAACGAACAACCCGUGGAAAACGCCCAAAAGGAAUCCAGCCAAGCCAGGAAAGAGGGUUUCGUUUGGGAUACUCGAAGAGGAAGAAGAGAAAACUGAGCCUGUCCGAAGCAGAAGCGUAAGGCGAUACUCGCCACCUCCUCUAAAAGCCAUCGAGCUCUUUGAAGAGGAGACAUUGGCUGAUGGCACUAUUGCUUCGGGGUUCAAGAAACAUUUCAGCGCCAUUAGAAAUCCACGACGAUUGAUUCUCGAGAAUUCAAUCACGAACAACAGCCCAUCUGUGGGUGCAAUGGCUGAGGCCUUUGUUACGGCAGAUCAAGAAGCACCAAAGGAAGCAUCUCGUGGACCUUCCCGUUACUUGAAGCCUCGCACUACCAAUGUUAUGCGUUGGGAUGACAGCGAGGAUCUUGAAGAUUCAAUCUCUAAUCUCAACAGCCCUACUAAAAGUAAGGGCGAUGGGUUUCAGACUAACUUUAACAUGGAUGAUGUUCUUGGGGAAGUUGCCGAUUUUCUAGGGGAAUGGUCGGUUGAGGCGGACAUUCAGAAAGCUAGAGAGCUGAACAAGACCAGUGAGGCCGAGGAUAAUGGUGCUAAGAGACGGAGACUGUUUGGAAUCACCUAG